GUAUGUACGCAGUUGUUUUGUGUUUGAAACUGAAUUUAACAGCAUUUUUUAUUUUAUACUAGAGAUUAUUGGUAGCAUUAAUAAUUUAAAACUGUUACGGACUGGCUAAUUAAUUAAUUUAAAGAAUUACUGAACUGACUUUCCAUUGGAAUACAUUCGGAACUAAAGAUGGAGGAAGAGGAGGACCAUCCUGAAGCUUUUUCAGCAGAAGCUUAUGCUGCAUCAUCUAUGGCAGCCGACAUGGACCCAUGGAUCAUAUUUGAUGCUCGAAAGACACCCAGAGCAGAAUUCUCCAGUUGGCUUGAAUCUAAUCGCCCCUCACAAGUAAGCCGUUACGGCGAUGAUGAGGGCAUGACUGGACCAGUAGGCUGGAUUGCUGUGAGGAGUGCAGACCACUGCCCCAGCACGGGGGAUGUCACUGGUCUGCAAGAGAGCUGGGAGAUGUUAUUAUCCAGCGGCCGACCUGUCACCUUUCAUACCAUCAAGGAGCUCGCCUUGAAUCACAAUGUGUUGACGGGGAAGUGGCUAAUGCAUCUAGACACCGGCUUCAAAGUGGACCAUGCCUGGGAAUGCAUUGCCAAAGCAGUACUGAAUGGAAGGAUCUCUUCGGCCAAAGUGAGCCCGCGAGAGCCCAGUCUAGACACCAAGCACGUUAUUUGUGUCUACAAUGAGAACUUUGCAGAUGAGGAGCAAGUGAUGCAGCUGGACGCAGCAAUCAGGGCUGCCGGAGUCAAGUGUCCUUUGUCCUACAAACCAGAUGUCUAUACAUAUCUGGGGAUUUAUCGUAAUAAUAGGUGGAAGCUGUGCCCCACUAUUUACGAGAGCAAGUUUGAUCUGGAGUGUGUCCCGCGCCGCUCUCACAUUGUCAAUAAAGUCACCAGCCUGGAGGUCACAUGAGUUUAAAAAAUCUUGUGCUUAACUUACCAACUUAUUAAUUACUAGCAUGUGUUUUGCUAGGGGUAGUUGCUAAACUGUGGAAUUUGUAAGGAACAAAAAGAUCUGUUCCAAAUUUUGCUGUUCAGUAAUCUAGCACUUAACUUCUUCUGCAAUUAAUUUAUUCUGAAUGAUAUAAGUUUGGUUUUAAAUUGACAUUUGAGUACAUAUUUGAGUAUGUACAAGGUACAAGUAAAAGGUUUUUUUUUGUUAAAAUGAUGUGAUUCUGUUUGUGAGGAGUGUGCCAUAUUAUCUGUUGAUUGAAAGAAUUUUUCAAAUGAACUGAAAGAUUUGGGGAAAAAGGAUUUUUGUGAAUGUUUGAUAGUCAGAUUAUUGAACAAAAUUACAUUUUGCAAUUUUUAAAUAAAGCAAAUGUGAAACACCCUGAUAAAUAAGCUGUUAUUUCCCAUAUCACAUUGUCUAAGGAAUACUUGCAUCAUCACAAUAGUUAGGAAUAAACAAUUGUGAUAUGUCUGUUAAAUGUUAUAAAUGUAAAUAAUACCCUAUUUGCUCACUGUAGUAUCUUUUCUAGGAAAGUAGGCAUUUUGUUUUGGUUUACAUUUUUGUGAUGUCAUUUUUUUGUGAUCUGAAAUUUAGGUGCAUGUUGGGGUUCAAACGUUUUGAUCUUGCAAAAAUGAUUGAAAUGCUUUAGAACAGUGUUGUUUGAAGCCUGGUUCUGGCUUAUCUGUUUUUUCCGUUUUAGAUGCUGUGCUGCAAAUAAUAAAAAAAAAUUACUCUGUACUCUAGUUUUCAGUUAGGCCACCUCCAAAAACAUGCCAGAAAGGUGAUUGACUGUUCUACAUUGUACCUCUACCCCUACUUGUUAGUUACUAAAUGUGCAAUACAAAUAGACUUUAACCCCGUCCAGAGUGACCCUGAUCAGGAUAAACCAGUUACUAAAGAGAAUAAAAUAAACAAAUGAAUGUUGUCAAAAUAGCCUUUUAUAAAAAAAUGUUCAACUGAUUUUUUGGUAUAAACCUGUUAAUUAAGAUGCAAAAGGCAGGAGGUUUUUGGAACAUGAGUGGAAAAUGAAUGAUUUAGUAUUUCUGCACUUUUGCGAAAUCAUUAUAAAACAAGUUCAUUAUGUUUUUAUAUUCAUUUAGUUUCAGUACCCACAAUAGGAACAGCCCAGUAUAGUUAGAGCAGUGUCUGUUCUUCUGAUGUCACUGACUAAAUGUCAUUCUGUAGUUUCCUCUGCUUUAAAGAAAUAUGUACAAAGCUUUAAAUGAAACAUCUCACCCAAGGUGGAACUUGGAUUUUGUUACUUCUGGCAUAAAGUUAACACAUUUGAUUAUAAGAACAUCAGCAGUCAAAAACAGUGGUGGUUUUGUGAUGGUCUGGGACUGAUGUGAUUCUGCAGGACGGUUGCAAAAUCUGCUCUCUAUCAAAAAAUCAGGGAGAAUGUUUGGUAGUCAGUUUGUGACUUAAAACUAAAUUACAGUUGGGUUAUGUAACAGGACAAUGAUCUAAAUUACACAUGCAAGUCAGCCUCUGAAUGGCUGAAACAAAAUUAAGUUUAAUUUGAAUCCCAUUGAGAUGCUGUAAAAAGGCUUUGAACCAUUUAUGCUCUUUCUUUAUCUUAUUGAAUGAAUUUCCACUGUUAAGGUGUUUUCAGAUAAAGCAUUUUCUAUGUUCUUUAUUUCUUCUUUUGCAAGAUUUCUUUUUUGACUGUUUUGUAAGCUUUGCUUAAUAAUUAACACCAACCAACUACUGUGGGCAAACAAAAAAAGUUUGCUUUAGCAGCAAGGACGUUAUAUGUGACACUAAAGCAAAACCAAUUAGGGAUUAUUUUGGAGCACCUAAUUAAUAAAGGAUACAGUCAAGCCGGAAA
Molecule: messenger RNA, 2764 nt
Organism: Trichomycterus rosablanca
Lineage: Eukaryota; Metazoa; Chordata; Actinopteri; Siluriformes; Trichomycteridae
Gene: c14h11orf68
Product: chromosome 14 C11orf68 homolog
Exons: 2
Coding region: 169-897 (242 amino acids)
Source: RefSeq, a predicted model, not a curated record